Messenger RNA from Cadophora gregata, 2254 nucleotides. RefSeq lists its product as uncharacterized. The transcript has 4 exons. The coding region runs from base 200 to 1330 and encodes 376 amino acids. Lineage: Eukaryota; Fungi; Ascomycota; Leotiomycetes; Helotiales; Ploettnerulaceae. The record is from RefSeq and is a predicted model, not a curated record.
CAACAACGUCAUAGUAGAGCAUCGAAGAUUCAUCGCGCAGGUCACAUUUACCGAGAAAGUUCGACUACGAUCUCAAACCAUUCUAUCUUUCCUUCCCUCGACGAAGAAUUACAGUAGCUACUCGGUCUUUCCUCAAUGAGGCCUUCCCUCGACCACCUUAGACGAAUGACCCCGGUUUACAAACAAGGCCGCAUUCAAAAUGAUGAGAUUUCUCCAGUAUUUGGUUACAACUUUAUGCAUGUGGUACAUCGCCUUCACCGGCGUCACUUCCACCCUCAUCUGCAGUGAGUGUCCGUCGGUCCAUCUCCAGCGAGCGCCAGGAAUUGGGAUCGACUUGACGGUAGCAUAUGGAACCGCAGCUAUUAACUUUCACAAUGGUACCAUACGCAACGUCGCAAAGAUAGAUGGGUCCCCGCAGUACAUUGCCGCAAUGAAGGCACUUGUGGCAGACUCGGAGCUCGUGUCGCGCAACGAAAGCAGUAAACUACCUGGCCUUGAAUUUAGCACCACCUCACGUCCAAUCAGUCUUUUCCCACUCGGUAUCCCGUUUCUCUAUCCCAGACCACAGAUAUCUUCCGACCGUCAAGUAAUCGCCAUCAAGUCCCUCCUCGUCGAACUCAAAACAGCAAUCAACGCCACAGCACGUCUUUCCUAUCCGUACAUUUACGUUUCUUACCCAGACACUAUCGCACAAGUCAAUACGCAUCGUGGACGCUUUGAUACUGCUGCUGAGGAAGCAGGCUUUGAUAUAGUGGGAGCGAGGGGAUCUUCACGAUCGAUUUUGUACGAUCAUCGGAUGCAUAGAUGCUGUAUUGUUGAAGAUGAAGAUGAGAGUUGUGUGGGUGAGCCAUGUGCCACAGAAGUCAAAGUUUUACUUGCCGUUUCGCUCACAGAGAAGAGCUUAGAGACAGCAGUCUUGACGCGAACGAUUGAUUCCUGGGCUAUGCCGGGGAGAAUUAAGACUGCAAUCAACGUUGGACUAGGACUGAGCUCAUCCAAGUACAUUGAUAACAAGUCGUAUUGGAGCAAGGUCAGAGAUGCGGUGAAAAAUAGCAUCGGAAAAGACAUGGUCGAUCGAGUAAUGUUCCUUGGUGAGCACUGGGAGAAUAAGGAACUGAGAGACACGGUGCACGAGGUACUUGCAGAAAAAGCUUCAGAUGGUUCUUUAGAUACUGCGCCCUUCGAGGAUAAGAUCUUAAAUACAAGCAGCGGUUUGUGGUCUGCGGCUCGUGGGAGCGCAGUGGCUGCUAAAGGACUGCUGUUGGAUCAUCUUGAUGGAUGCGUUCCUGACGACUCUUGUGAGAAGGUUGAGUAUCGUGAUGAACUCUAGUUGUAUCUUGUCUAGGAAUGAAAGUCAGCUUUUGAUAUCUUGCAGCAGAUCAUUCUGAGGCCAUGUGAGGAGCGAAAAGGUCAUGUAUGGGAAUGAUAAAAGAAAUAGAAAUGCUGUCAGUAUGAUGCUCGCUUCAUCCUAGCCUACGCAGAUCUAAAAUGCCGCCUCGCUAAGACCUCAAACGCCAAGUAGAAAGUAAACAAGUAACAGAACGCCGUUUGAUACCCAGAAAAAAGAAUUAAAACCAUCUCUCGAUACCGUCAAUUAUAGUAUACUAAAGUCACCAAAGGAACUUACGACCGCGCUGAAGCAGGAUGUUUUCUCAAGUUGAAAUUAAGCGCACCAGAGAUGUCGCCGCAAGCGCAGCAGUUGAUACACCAGAAUGUCUAUAAAUACCAUGCUGCUUAAAAUUGUUCCAGUCAAUGCCUCCUCAACGCCACACGUAGCGUAAACAAAGAACGUGCUGCCUGCAGCAGAGCCAUCAUCUCGGUCGACUGGAGUCUUGUUGCAGCAGUUUCCCAUACUGCUCCAGCUCGAGACACCCGCACUGCAUUUGACCGUGCCGCCAAACGGUCUAUCGAUAAGAACUUCUGUUGAUUCUGUGGCGAAAUUAUCACAUGUAGUGGCAAUACAUAUUCAUGCACUGGUUUGGUUGCAAUUGGCUUCGAGAUAUUGAAGUUGUCCUCAUUUGACGAAAAUUGGAACCCAAGUCCAAUGCCCACAGUCUUCCGCCUCCAACUCCUCAGUUCUCUCCAAACCCAUACUGGUAGAUACAGAAGGGGGUAAGAGUGUCAAAAUGGAGACUGGUAAAAAUGUGAAAGCGUUACGUUGAGAGAUCUCUUCUCUUGUAGUCCGACUGAUAUUUUUAUGAUCAAUUCUGCACUGUACAACAAAUGACCAGUGUGAGGUUUCCGAAACAAAUUG